CGUGGGUUGGGGGGGGAACAGAGAUGGCGGCUUCCGCGGUGGUGAGGAGAGGGGUCUCGGGCUGGGCCCGGCGUCGCCUCUUGGCUGGAGUGCUGCAGCUGCGCCGAGGGUGCGCCGGUCUCGCCGUCGACGAUACGGUUAAUGGGCUGAGCGAGGAGCAGCAGCAGCUUAGAAGAACUAUUGGAAAAUUCUGCCAAGAGCAUUUGGCUCCAAAAGCCCAAGAAAUCGAUCAACAGAAUGAAUUCAAAGAAAUGAGGGAGUUCUGGAAGAAACUUGGGGAUCUAGGGGUUCUAGGAAUAACUGCUCCAGCUGAAUAUGGUGGGUCAGCGAUGGGUUAUCUGGAUCAUGUCUUAGUGAUGGAAGAAAUCUCUCGGGCUUCAGCAGCUGUUGGAUUGAGCUAUGGUGCCCACUCUAAUCUUUGUAUCAAUCAGUUAGUGAGAAAUGGCAAUGAAGCACAGAAAGAGAAAUAUCUGCCAAAGCUGAUCAGUGGAGAGCAUAUUGGAGCCCUGGCAAUGAGUGAAGCCAAUGCUGGUUCUGAUGUUGUUUCCAUGAAGCUAAGGGCAGACAGAAAAGGGGAUUAUUUUGUUUUGAAUGGGAGCAAGUUUUGGAUUACCAAUGGGCCAGAUGCAGACGUUCUGAUCGUUUAUGCCAAAACAGAUCCAAAUGCUGUUCCAGCUUCUCAGGGUAUAACAGCAUUUAUUGUGGAGAAGACUAUGCCUGGUUUCAGCACUGCACAAAAACUUGAUAAACUGGGAAUGAGAGGGUCAAAUACUUGUGAAUUAAUCUUUGAAGAUUGUGAGGUUCCUGCUGAGAAUGUUUUGGGACACCUCAGUAAAGGAGUGUAUGUGUUGAUGAGUGGCUUGGAUCUGGAAAGGCUCGUAUUGUCAGGUGGACCCCUGGGGCUCAUGCAGGCAGUUAUAGACCAUGCUGUCCCAUAUUUGCAUGUGAGAAAAGCUUUUGGGCAGAAAAUUGGCAGUUUCCAGCUCAUGCAAGGUAAAAUGGCUGACAUGUAUACACGGCUGAUGGCAUGUCGACAGUAUGUAUACAAUGUGGCAAGGGCCUGUGAUCAAGGACACUUUAAUUCAAAGGACUGUGCAGGAGUGAUUCUCUUCUCUGCAGAAUGUGCUACUCAAGUUGCUUUGGAUGGAAUUCAGUGUUUGGGUGGAAAUGGCUACAUCAAUGACUACCCCAUGGGUCGUUUUCUGCGUGAUGCCAAAUUGUAUGAAAUAGGAGCAGGAACCAGUGAAGUACGGAGAAUAAUUAUUGGCCGGUCAUUUAAUGCUGCCUUUAAGUAAGACUCUGUUAAAGAAGUGACUUUGACUCCAGAGGCCUUUUAUUUCCAAGACUGUAAACUGCACAAGUAUUUUCCUCACUUGAUUAUUAGGCUAACCAUCUCCCUUUGGUUUCUGACCUCCUCUUCUCAAUUUGAAUGUUUCUUGAUUUGCUGAAGAGCAUAUGAUUGUGUUACAAUUACAGUGGAACAGAAAAGAGGCAGCUCAAGUAGAAUAUGUGAAGACCUGCCUGCACCUUGCCUCGUUCUGGAGAAAUGAAACUUUGUCUACUCUUCUGUCUCGAAAAUCAUUGUAGAUUCUACCCUCGUUUACCCAUAUUUGGUGGAUAAACCUAUCUGCAUGAUGUUCCUUUGUAUCUCACUUUGAAAUGCUAGCUGACUUUUAUAAGGAGCUUUCUUUAUAAUUAGACUUAAUGGGAUCUUAGCUAUUCAAGUAAUAUAUAAAGCUGCUGUUUAAAUGUUAAAAUGUGAGGCAUAGUAUGAGUCUGUGUGCCUGUUCUCUCUUGCUGCUUACCGAAGUGUAUUAGAACCAUGUGAAGCCUUCAUUCAUUUGAUGGACUGCCACCUUGUGCUUGAUUCAUGUUUUGAUGUCACCAUCUAUCACACUGGAAGCAGUUAAAAUGACAAAACGCCAGCCAAGAAUGAAUGGGAGGGAGGAGGAAGCAACUUGAUUGGGGAAUGUUAGAUCUUUUUGUAAAGCUUUCAGUUGGUAAAUAUAGAGCCAAGUCACCUCACUCUACCUGCCUAGAAGAAAAGAGCACAGUAGGUGAGGAAGAGUGACAGAUCUAAGAGCACUCUGGAGGGACUUAUACCAUUGCGUGAAGAUUAUAGAUAAUGGGUAUGUUGGUUUGCGUGUGGUAAACAGUAUGACACAAUUUCCAAAGCUGUGGAGCCUGGCAAAAUGCAGGUUACUUAAAAUUUAAAACAGUUGUCACUGACUUGUCAGUCUCAACUAUCAGAGAAAGUUAACAAAAGUUACCUUGAGCUUAAUUGAUUAUUAUGAAUUACCCCCAGAAGGGAUUUGCAUAAACCUGAACCUCAUAGAAAAGCAAUCUGUUGGGACACAUGGGGUUUAUGUCAGAGGCAGUAUACCAGAAGUCCUAGUCUCCUUGUUGACUUUAUUAAUUAUCUGACCAAAAGGCGUCAUUCUACUGAAUUGGCAUAGAUGUAAUCACAGUAUCUAUACAGCAUGUGUAUAUAUUGCUUGAAGUUGCUUACACAAGUUCUGGUGUUUCACAAGCAAGAAACAGGACAGAGCACUCUGUACCAUGCUAGACCUGCCUAUGCAACAGAUUGGGAGGCAGAUAAUGACUUCAUGAACUUUUCAACAUGGUUACAAUUCAAAACUUUUUGAAACUCUUCCCAACCAGCACAUCCUGUGUGAGUGAAACUGGUGGCAUGGGUUGUUGCUUUUUUUGACUGCCGUACUGGUUUCCUUCACCUUUGUCUUCCACUUGUUUAAAAAGCUAACAGCACAUUAUGCAGACUUUGAGAUAUUUGAUGACUGGGAAAUCAUAAAUUAAAUAAAGGCAUAGUGAAUUCAUGUA
Molecule: messenger RNA, 2838 nt
Organism: Pogona vitticeps (central bearded dragon)
Lineage: Eukaryota; Metazoa; Chordata; Lepidosauria; Squamata; Agamidae
Source: RefSeq, a predicted model, not a curated record